AUGCCGAACACUGAUUCCAAAGGUCAUGGGAAAGUGUCGACCAAUUUGACACUUCGUGCUGCAGUGGGCAAGAGUUUGGAUGCGCGCUCUGUUGCAGUGGAGCACGGCAAAGGGGUCUUGCCAGCAGCAGCAGAAGAGCAGAAGGAUAACAAAGACUUUUCCUGGGGAGAUGAUGACAUUUCCUGGCUUUUGGAGACUGAUUCCAAAGGUCAAGGGAAAGUGUCGACCAACUUGACACUUCGUGCUGCAGUGGGCAAGAGUUUGGAUGCGCGCUCUGUUGCAGUGGAGCAUGGCAAAGGGGUCUUGCCAGCAGCAGAAGAAGAGCAGAAGGAUAACAAAGACUUUUCCUGGGGAGAUGAUGACAUUUCCUGGCUUUUGGAGACUGAUUCCAAAGGUCAAGGGAAAGUGUCGACCAAUUUGACACUUCCUGCUGCAGUGGGCAAGAGUUUGGAUGUGCACUCUGUUGCAGUGGAGCACGGCAAAGGGGUCUUGCCAGCAGCAGGAGAAGAGCAGAAGGAAGACAAUGACUCCCCCUGGGAUUCUGAGACUGAUUCUGACGGUCCCUGGGAUGUGUCGAAAAAUGUGCUGCUUCCUGCUGCAUUCGGCAAUAGAUUGGACGCGCGUGCUGUGUUAGUACGGAGCGGCAAAGGGGCCUUGCCAGCAGCAGAAGAGCAGAAGGAAGACAAUGACUCCCCCUGGGAUACUAAGACUGAUUCCAAAGGUCAAGGGAAAGUGUCGACCAACUUGACACUUCGUGCUGCAGUGGGCAAGAGUUUGGAUGCGCGCUCUGUUGCAGUGGAGCACGGCAAAGGGGUCUUGCCAGCAGCAGGAGAAGAGCAGAAGGAAGACAAUGACUCCCCCUGGGAUUCUGAGACUGAUUCUGACGGUCCCUGGGAUGUGUCGAAAAAUGUGCUGCUUCCUGCUGCAUUCGGCAAUAGAUUGGAUGCGCGUGCUGUGUUAGUACGGAGCGGCAAAGGGGCCUUGCCAGCAGCAGAAGAGCAGAAGGAAGACAAUGACUCCCCCUGGGAUACUAAGACUGAUUCCAAAGGUCAAGGGAAAGUGUCGACCAACUUGACACUUCGUGCUGCAGUGGGCAAGAGUUUGGAUGCGCGCUCUGUUGCAGUGGAGCAUGGCAAAGGGGUCUUGCCAGCAGCAGAAGAAGAGCAGAAGGAUAACAAAGACUUUUCCUGGGGAGAUGAUGACAUUUCCUGGCUUUUGGAGACUGAUUCCAAAGGUCAAGGGAAAGUGUUGCCCAAUUUGACACUUCCUGCUGCAGUGGGCAAGAGUUUGGAUGCGCGCUCUGUUGCAGUGGAGCACGGCAAAGGGGUCUUGCCAGCAGCAGGAGAAGAGCAGAAGGAAGACAAUGACUCCCCCUGGGAUUCUGAGACUGAUUCCAAAGGUCAAGGGAAAGUGUUGCCCAACUUGACACUUCGUGCUGCAGUGGGCAAGAGUUUGGAUGCGCGCUCUGUUGCAGUGGAGCAUGGCAAAGGGGUCUUGCCAGCAGCAGAAGAAGAGCAGAAGGAUAACAAAGACUUUUCCUGGGGAGAUGAUGACAUUUCCUGGCUUUUGGAGACUGAUUCCAAAGGUCAAGGGAAAGUGUCGACCAAUUUGACACUUCCUGCUGCAGUGGGCAAGAGUUUGGAUGCGCGCUCUGUUGCAGUGGAGCACGGCAAAGGGGUCUUGCCAGCAGCAGGAGAAGAGCAGAAGGAAGACAAUGACUCCCCCUGGGAUUCUGAGACUGAUUCUGACGGUCCCUGGGAUGUGUCGAAAAAUGUGCUGCUUCCUGCUGCAUUCGGCAAUAGAUUGGACGCGCGUGCUGUGUUAGUACGGAGCGGCAAAGGGGCCUUGCCAGCAGCAGAAGAGCAGAAGGAAGACAAUGACUCCCCCUGGGAUACUAAGACUGAUUCCAAAGGUCAAGGGAAAGUGUCCGCUGACCCAACGCUUCCUGCUGCAGUGGGCAAGAGUUUGGAUACGCGCUCUGUUGCGGUGGAGCACGGCAAAGGGGCCUUGUCAGCAGCAGAAGAGCAGAAGGAAGACAGUGACUCUCCCUGGGAUUCUGAGACUGAUUCUGACGGUCCCUGGGAUGUGUCGAAAAAUGUGCUGUUUCCUGCUGCAUUCGGCAAUAGAUUGGACGCGCGUGCUGUGUUAGUACGGAGCGGCAAAGGAGCCUUGCCAGCAGCAGAAGAGCAGAAGGAAGACAGUGACUCCCCCCGGGAUACUAAGACUGAUUCCAAAGGUCAAGGGAAAGUGUCAACCAACCUGACACUUCCUGCUGCAGUGGGCAAGAGUUUGGAUGCUCACUCUGUUGCAGUGGAGCACGGCAAAGGGUUCUUGCCAGCAGCAGAAGACCAGAAAGAAGACAAUGAGUUUUCCUGGGGAGAUGAUGACUUUUCCUGGCUUUUGGAGACUGAUUCCAAAGGUCAAGGGAAAGUGUUGCCCAACUUGACACUUCCUGCUGCAGUGGGCAAGAGUUUGGAUGCGCGCUCUGUUGCAGUGGAGCACGGCAAAGGGCUCUUGCCAGCAGCAGGAGAAGAGCAGAAGGAAGACAAUGACUCCCCCUGGGAUUCUGAGACCGAUUCUGAAGGUCCAGCAGAAAGUGUGCUGCUUCCUGCUGCAGUGGGCAAGACUUUGGAUGCGCGCUCUGUUGCAGUGGAGCACGGCAAAGGGGCCUUGACAGCAGCAGAAGAGCAGAAGGAAGACAAUGACUCCCCCUGGGAUUCUGAGACUGAUUCCAAAGGCCAAGGGAAAGUGUUGCCCAACUUGACACUUCGUGCUGCAGUGGGCAAGAGUUUGGAUACGCGCUCUGUUGGAGUGGAGCACGGCAAAGGGGUCUUGCCAGCAGCAGGAGAAGAGCAGAAGGAAGACAGUGACUCCCCCUGGGAUUCUGAGACUGAUUCUGAAGGUCCAGCAGAAAGUGUGCUGCUUCCUGCUGCAGUGGGCAAGAGUUUGGAUGUGCGCUCCGUUACAGUGGAGCACGGCAAAGGGGUCUUGCCAGCAGCAGCAGAAGACCAGAAAGAAGACAAUGACUUUUCCUGGGGAGAUGAUGACAUUUCCUGGCUUUUGGAGACUGAUUCCAAAGGCCAAGGGAAAGUGUCGACCAACUUGACACUUCCUGCUGCAGUGGGCAAGACUUUGGAUGCGCGCUCUGUUGCAGUGGAGCACGGCAAAGGGGCCUUGACAGCAGCAGAAGAGCAGAAGGAAGACAAUGACUCCCCCUGGGAUUCUGAGACUGAUUCCAAAGGCCAAGGGAAAGUGUUGCCCAACUUGACACUUCGUGCUGCAGUGGGCAAGAGUUUGGAUACGCGCUCUGUUGGAGUGGAGCACGGCAAAGGGGUCUUGCCAGCAGCAGGAGAAGAGCAGAAGGAAGACAGUGACUCCCCCUGGGAUUCUGAGACUGAUUCUGAAGGUCCAGCAGAAAGUGUGCUGCUUCCUGCUGCAGUGGGCAAGAGUUUGGAUGUGCGCUCCGUUACAGUGGAGCACGGCAAAGGGGUCUUGCCAGCAGCAGCAGAAGACCAGAAAGAAGACAAUGACUUUUCCUGGGGAGAUGAUGACAUUUCCUGGCUUUUGGAGACUGAUUCCAAAGGCCAAGGGAAAGUGUCGCCCAACUUGACACUUCCUGCUGCAGUGGGCAAGAGUUUGGAUGCGCGCUCUGUUGCAGUGGAGCACGGCAAAGGGGUCUUGCCAGCAGCAGCAGAAGAGCAGAAGGAUAACAAAGACUUUUCCUGGGAAGAUGAUGACUUUUUCUGGCUUUUGGAGACUGAUUCCAAAGGUCAAGGGAAAGCGUCGACCAACUUGACACUUCGUGCUGCAGUGGGCAAGAGUUUGGAUGCGCGCUCUGUUGGAGUGGAGCACGGCAAAGGUAUCGUGCCAGCAGCAGGAGCAGAGCAGAAGGAAUAUUUUGACCCUUCUUCUAAGAAUAAGGUUCCUACACUGGAGGCAGAAGAUCUUCAGCUAAGAUCUGAUUCUUCAAGUCAAACAGAUUCUCAGCUGGACAGACAGCCAUUGGUCAGGCAGCUGCUGGAGAAGCCUGAUGAAGUUCUCAAAAAGAACUCCCUGGCAGAACCUUCACUUGGAGCUAUGAAGACCCACAGCAAGGACCUGAAGGAAGAGAAACCGCUGAUGCAGGAGAAACUGGAGAGGUCUGAAGCUAAGGAACCUAAAGAGCAUCAUAUCCAGAAGGAAUGUUUUGCUGCGUCAUUAAAGAGUGCCCCAAAGGAGAAGGAAAUAACAACUUCCAGGAACCUGCAAGGCCUUCCUCCUUCAUGCAACAUGUCUUUACCUGCAGCUAUCGGCCAGCUGCGAGAACGCAUUCACUGUCUUGAAGUUGAGUACGCCAGGCUGGAAGCCACAGUCCAGCAACAAGCCCAAACCAUUGCAAUAAUUGAGAAGUUCAGGCAAGCCCAAAAGACAUGCAAGUGUUCCAUCAUUGACAGAGGAGCAAGGCCCAAGCUGCCAUAAGAAAGACAGCCAUCUCUCCAGUGUAAUUAACCCAGCAGUGCUUGGGCCAUUUCAGCGAAGACUCCGAGGCAAACUACACGGAGAGGGGUGCUCUGGAGCUGAGAAUCAUGCCAAGGGAGCAAGACGAGCUCUCCUACCCAUUAAGACCUGGAUCCUAGGGCAGAGAGAGUCCCUUACUCUCAAGUGGGAAGCAGUGGAGCUGUGGCUCAGGGACAGCUCUGACUCAGCAUGGAUGGCACCAGCAGGGACUGAGUCCACCCUCACCCCUAGAACACUCCCACCCCUAGAACACCCCUACUCCUAGAACAGACUAAUUUGUCUACAGUGUGAGGAAAUGAAGUACCAAGUCACCACAUUCCAUAUUGCCUAAAUAGCAGCAAGAGGCAGUAAGAAAUGCAAAAGAACUGCACAUUUUGUGUAAAGCUUUGGAAGGCUGUAGAGACCUUUCACGCUCAGAUAGCCCAAAGCAGAGCACAAAGGAUCUGGCAGCAAUCAUUCUGGAUGCACCACAGCUAAAUGAUAGGUCUGGCCUUGGCUGUUGCUGGUAUAAGAGUGAUGCGCUGAGCUGAAGGGUGAUGCUGCUUGCAUGCCUCUCAUCUUUCAUGGGUUAGCCCAGAAGGACCCACAACAUGUAUUAUUGAGCAGUGAUGAUUCAGCAUCUGUGGCGGAGGAAGAAUCAGAGUGGGAGAAAUACCAGGCGUGGAGAAAAAUAUAUGAAAACUAAAUGGACAUUCUCAUGCUGGACUGGACACUCACCAGAUGGACAGUUUUUCUCCAGUUUCACCCCAGUUUAUUGUUAUAUUGUUGUGAAGUUCUAUGUACCCCAGUUUAUUGUUGAAAAUUUUAUAUCCUCCUUAUUGUCCCCUUCUUCCCUCACAUUUUCCCGCCUAAACUUGUUUACUCCCUUGUCCUUCCCUGCUUUCCUGCUCCUCUGCACCUGAUUGGCCACAGUUUGCUGCAGUGCAGAGGGAGCUCCCAUUGGCCCAUUCCCUUAGUUACACAGGAGUUCCACCCACCUUUCCCCUAUCUUCCAAUCCCUGCCUUCCCUGAGCUGCCCAUCUCAUGCUCCUCCCCAGUUCUGGGUCCACCCCCUGAACCUACCCUAUAUAAGUCCCUGUUUCCUUUAAUAAAGUGGCACUGCUGCACGAGA
Molecule: messenger RNA, 5608 nt
Organism: Pipra filicauda (Wire-tailed manakin)
Lineage: Eukaryota; Metazoa; Chordata; Aves; Passeriformes; Pipridae
Exons: 53
Coding region: 1-4458 (1485 amino acids)
Source: RefSeq, a predicted model, not a curated record